AUGUCCGACCACGAAACCCCUCUCCAGCCGGUCGCAAUCGUCGGCUAUUCUUGUCGAUUGUCAGGGCACGUCACCUCUCCUCAAGAUUUAUGGGAACUGUGCCAUUCAGCCCAAAGUGGCUGGGGCCCGAUUCCAAAAGAGCGCUUCUCCUUUGAAUCGUACCACCAUCCCAAUCCCUCCAAGAAAGGAACAUUCAACCCCUCAGGGGGAUACUUCUUGAACGAGGAUGUUGCUCGCUUCGAUGCCCCAUUCUUUAAUGUUACCGUGCAAGAAGCGAUUUCGAUGGAUCCUCAACAACGAAUGUUACUCGAAUGCUCUUAUGAAGCGUUUGAAAGUGCGGGAUUCCCCAAGGAAGAUCUCACCGGACGCAGUGUUGGUGUAUUUGUGGGUGCAAGUUUCUCCGACUACGAUACCAAUAACAUGCGGGAUCUGGAAACUGUCCCCAUGUUUCACUCAACCGGCUGUGCCAAUGCUUUGCAGUCAAAUCGUCUCUCUUACUAUUUUGAUCUACGCGGUCCCAGCUUUACGGUUGAUACUGCGUGUUCUUCCUCUCUUGUGGCCUUGCAUCAAGCGAUGCAGAGCUUGCGCAAAGGAGAAUCUCAAGAAGCUUUGGUUGGGGGAUGUCACUUGAAUAUCACCCCAGACCUUUUUGUUUCCAUGUCCGCCUCGCAGCUAUUUAAUGAUGAGGGGAAAACAUACUCCCUGGACGAAAGAGCCAAGUCUGGAUACGCUCGCGGUGAGGGUGCCGGUGUGGUUAUCCUGAAGCCUCUUGACGCAGCGAUACGAGAUGGCAAUACCAUUCGAGCAGUGAUUGUCAAUUCAGGUGUCAAUCAGGAUGGGCGAACGCAGGGAAUCACACUGCCGAAUAGCGAGGCCCAGGAGCAAUUGAUCCGGCGGGUGUAUCGCGAAGCUCUUUUGAACCCACAUGACUGUGGGUUCGUAGAGAUGCAUGGAACUGGCACAAAAGCAGGAGAUCCCCUCGAGGCAGCCGGUGUCCACAGAGCACUUGGCCUCGGAGCAGGUCGAAGUCCGACUGAUCCCCUGUAUAUUGGUUCUUCCAAGUCCAAUUUCGGGCAUCUCGAGGGGGCAAGUGGAAUGGUGUCAAUCAUCAAGGCGGCAAUGAUGUUGGAGAAGGGCCAGCUACUCCCCAAUGCAGACUUCCGUGCUCCAAAUCCGGAAAUUCCAAUGAAAGAAUGGAACAUGAUUGUUCCACCAGCUCCGCAACCCUGGCCUUGUGACAAAAAAUAUGUCAGUGUUUCCAACUACGGAUUUGGAGGCACCAAUGCCCACGUUGUCUUGCAAAAAUAUGACAUUCCUAGCAAGGAAUCAGUCUCCAAUCAGGAUCAAAACCCCAAGCGGAAGCUAUUUGUGAUAUCCGCCAACGACAAGGAAUCUCUGCGCACUCGAGUGAGCCAAAUUAGUGCCUACAUUGAUCAGCAUCCCAAUGAUGCUUUUGACAACCUUGCAUACAGUUUGGGCACUAAAAUCUCCAAUUUGUGCUACCGAGUUGGAGUAUCAGCUAGCUCGCCAAGUGAAUUGACGACUCUCUUUUCCCAAUUCAAGGGCUCCGCUUCACGGGUCCGGGGUCCCCCCACUAUUGGAUUUGUGUUUACUGGCCAAGGGGCACAGUGGGCACAGAUGGGGGUUCCUCUCAUUGACGAGUACCCCGUAUUUGCUUCAGCCAUGUACCGCGCCGACCAGUGUCUGCGCGAAUUGGGAGCCCCAUUCUCUCUCCUCGAGAUCCUGCGUGACGAUGCCGAAACUUCUGAGAUCAACUCUCCUCAUUUGAGCCAGCCAGCUUGCAGUGCGCUACAGAUCGCUCUCGUUGAUCUACUCCAGUCCUGGGGUAUUCGGCCUGCCUCGGUGGUGGGUCACAGCUCAGGCGAAAUCGGCGCUGCGUAUGCGGCCGGGGCGUAUGAUUUGGAAACGGCUAUGACACUCGCAUAUUGCCGGGGGGAGAUGACCCAGUUGUUGAAAACUUCCUUCCCAGAUAUCAAGGGCACCAUGAUUGCAAUUGGUGCUGGUGCUGAAACAGUGAAGCUUAUACUGAGCACUCUCACUCGUGGAUAUGCAACUAUUGCCUGCGUGAAUAGUCCGUCCAGUGUCACUGUGUCUGGUGAUGUGUCGGCAAUUGAUGAGUUGGAGACAAUUCUUCAAGACAAGGAUAUGUUCAACCGACGACUGAAAGUUGAUGUGGCCUAUCACUCUGACCACAUGAAGAAUAUUGCUGGCCAAUAUUUGAAAUCGAUUGAGUCUAUCCAGCCUUCUUCCAACUCGGGGGCAACAGUCUUCUACUCCUCGGUUACGGGUGAACUCACGCCGAUUUCCCAUCUGGGCCCCGAUUAUUGGGUCUCGAAUCUCACCUCGCCGGUCUUGUUUCCCAAUGCCCUGGGCAAUAUGGUCGGCGACGAAGCGAUCAGACCGAAUCUCAUCAUCGAAGUGGGGCCUCACUCUGCCCUCAAGGGCCCUAUACUGGAUACCUUGAAGAGCCUGGGGCCUGCACUAUCCACGAUCAGCUACUCCGCCACAAUUCUCCGGAAGUCAGAUCCAGUCAAAAGUCUAUUAGACACUGCUGCAACAUCAAAUGCACUGGGUGCAGCUCUUAACAUGAGCAACGUCAACUUUCCCUCCACCGGUGCCCGAGAAUGUGUCUUCCUAAACGACUUGCCACGGUACCCCUGGCAGCAUGACACUCGCUACUGGCACGAGAGUCGCAUUUCACGACAGCAUCUGGCUAGAGAUGAUAGCAGAAACGAUAUACUAGGUGUCUUGGCGAACUAUUCCAACGAGCUGGAGCCCACCUGGCGCAACAUUGUCCGAUUGGAGGACAUCCCGUGGCUGAGCGAGCACAAAAUGCAGGGAUUAGCUGUUUAUCCCAUGACUGGCUAUCUUUCCAUGGCAAUUGAGGCCGCUAAGCGACGGGCGGUUCAAAAGAAUAUUCAAUUUUCUCAUUACGAACUACGAGAGAUCGUCGUUCGAGCUGCUCUGGUUCUGAACGGUGAAACUGACGUUGAGACCACCAUUACCCUCCGGCCCUUUACCGAAGGCACUCGCGGGUCAUCCGAUGUCUGGGAUGAGUUCCGCAUAUGCUCUUGGACGACGAGCCGAGGGUGGACUGAGCACUGUUCUGGUAUGAUCAGGGUUCGCGCGGCGCCUAAGGAGCAGGCAAUCACGAUUUCGAAUUCUACAGAGAACGAACAGGAGAAUGUCACGGCUCUAAUCAAUGAGAUACGGACUGGUGCCACCUCCAAAAUUGAUUCACAGUAUAUGUACCGCAUUCUCACGGAAUUGGGAGCCGACUAUGGACCACUUUUCCAGGGCAUUGAAAAUUGCAUGGCCAGCCCAAGCUUUUCCUACGGUGACCUGUUCAUUAAAAACACAAAGGCUGUGAUGCCAAAGGAAUUUGAAGCUCCUUUGGUUAUUCAUCCGGCCUUCCUUGAUUGCCUACUGCAAGUCACCUGGCCUGUUCUUGGCAAAGGUGGAAUGGACAUUGAGGCACUGCACAUGCCAACGUCCAUAAAGAGGAUGGUUUUCAGCUGCAAUCAACCAUCCCAGCCAGGCCAGUCUGUCAAGGCCUACGGCAUGAAAUCCGUGGAGAAGGGUCCCAUGAGAUUUGACAUUUUUGCAACUCCAAGCACUUCCAACACUCCACUGAUCACGGUUGAGGGCUUGACGAUGACGCCGAUCAACGAUUCCGGCGUAGAUGAGACCAAGGUAUUUAAGAAGCUGUGCUACAAAUUCCAGAGCCACAAAUUGUCCGAAAUUGAACAAGAAAUUGCCAAAAGUCAUGACGACGGCUAUGUGAACGUUCAGGCCACUGGCAGCACCAUGGACUCUCGAGAUAUUACCCUUACUGAGUUCGGAACGUCCAAUGGACUCGCCCAAAAGCUGAAAGGUGCUCUCAACGAGACAUCUUCAUGGACCCCAUCCGUGACGAGUUUAAAUGGACUCCUCGUGAACAACAAAAAAUACAUCAUCAUCCUGCAAACCGGGUCGCAAUCUUUGCGGGAUCUCACCAGAGUCACUUUUCAAAGUAUCAAACGGAAGCUUCUCGAUGCCUCGAAUAUUCUCUGGGUCUACAGAACCGAUAAUCCCGAUGGACAGAUGGCUGUCGGUCUAAGUCGCACGUUGCGGCAAGAGGCAUUGGCCCAAUUUGCCACUCUUGGUUUGAGUUCUGCCGACUUUACCACCGAUCCUCUGGUGCCCAUUCUAGCUGCAAUGAACGCUCUUUGGCCGUUUGAUGGCACAGCGGGAUGUCGCGAUGCUGAAUUCAUCAGCCAAGGCUCUGAGCUACUUGUCCAGCGUGCCGUGGAGGAUGAUGCAGCCAAUGCUUUCGUUCACACUCAGACCCAUGCUAUGGCCAUUUCCACGCAGCUAUAUAGCCAACCAGGACGACGCUUGAAACUACAGAUUGGAAACCCCGGCGCAUUGGACUCUCUUUACUUUGAGGAUGAUCACAAGGCGGGCCCCUUGAAUGAUGACGAGAUUGAGCUGGAGGUCAAGGCAACCGGUGUCAACUUCAAGGAUAUUGUCGUCUCGAUGGGAGAACUUUCCCAACCAUAUAUUGGCGUCGAGUGCACCGGUAUCGUUUCCUCGGUAGGAGCUGACGUCAAGGACUUGCAGGUUGGCCAACGGGUUAUGGCCAUGACCGAAGGUGCGUAUUCCACGUACGCCCGCUGUCGAAGUACUAGUGCCGCCGUUAUUCCCGAUGAUAUGUCCUUUGAAGUGGCGGCCACCGUCCCCGUGGUAUACUGCACUGCUUACUAUGCCUUGUUUGAUCUGGGAAGACUCACGGCGGGUGAACGAGUUUUGAUACACGCUGGUGCGGGUGGUGUUGGACAGGCCGCUAUUAUGCUAGCGCAGAUGGCAGGUGCAGACGUCUUUGUCACCGUCGGUAGCCUUGGAAAGAAGCAGUUCCUGAUGGAUACAUAUGGUAUUCCUGAUGGCCGAAUCUUUUACAGUCGAGACCAUUCAUUCGCCCGCGGAAUCAAAAGAGCCACCGAAGGUAAGGGCAUAGAUGUUGUGCUCAACUCUCUCGCUGGAGAACUUCUUCGAGAGUCCUGGGAGAUCGUUGCCCCCUUCGGUCGCUUUAUUGAGAUUGGCAAAGCGGAUAUUACGAAGAACACCCGUCUGGACAUGAACCCAUUCGAAUGGAAUAUCACCUUUGCAUCUGUGGACCUGACCAAGGUUGCUGAGUUUAGGCCUCAUUUGAUGAAGCGCCUGCUCAAUGACGUAUGCCGCGAGCUGGCUGACAAAAACACUGUGAAGCCGAUUUCACCAGUGACCACCUUCAGUAUCACCGACAUCGAAAAGGCUUUCCGGACCCUCCAGACUGGAAAAUCCAUGGGCAAGUUGGUAGUUUGUCCUCAGGAUGGCGAUGUUGCAAAGUGCACAAGCGCCAAUCGCGGCUCUCUUUUCCGCCCGGAUGCUUCGUACAUUCUUGUUGGUGGCACCGGAGGUAUUGGCCGAAGUAUCGCAAAAUUCAUGUCGUCCAAGGGGGCGAAAUGUCUCGUACUUGUAUCACGCAGCGCAUCUCUCAAUGAUAACAUUAAGGCUUUGGUAAAAGACGUCGGUGCCAACGGUACCCAAAUCGUUCUCAAGGCAUGCGACAUCUCCAAUCCGGAAUCUGUCAACUCUCUCAUCAAGGAAGACAUCAAGGACCUUCCCCCUGUGCGGGGUGUGAUUCACGGAACUGUGGUGCUACGUGACAUGAUCUUCGAGCGAAUGGCAUUGGAAGACUUCACAGCAGUGACUGCUGGCAAGGUUGAAGGGGCUUGGAAUCUACAUCAUGCACUGGUGGACUGUUCACUGGACUUCUUCGUCGCUAUCUCAUCAGUUGCUGGGGUUAUUGGAGGCCGUGGACAAGGGGCCUACGCUGCUUCCAACGUGUUCCUAGAUGGUUUUAUGGAAUACCGUCGCAGACUGGGUCUGCCAGGUGUAUCAAUCGAUCUGUCCGCCGUGACUGAUGUGGGAUUGAUGACCCAGGCUGAUGCGCAACGGCAAGAGAAUAUUACCAGAAACUAUGGGAGCUCUUCCAUGAAUGAGUCAGAGGUACUGGCUAUGAUCAGUGCUGCCAUUUCGGGUGCCCUCGACUCCUCGUGCUCCGGGCAGUGCAUAAACGGCCUGAGCUUUACCCAAGAGCCAGCCUGGGCUAGCGACGCCAAAUUCGACAUUCUUCGCGAUGAAUUCAAGACCAAUCAACUCAAUGACAGUGGUGGCCAGAGUGUUGUGAUUCCGCUCCGGGAGCAGUUGCAGAGGGCUUCGUCUAGACAGCAGGCGCUUCAGGUGUGUUUCGACGCGCUGGCCACAAAGAUCGCGCAACUGCUUGUUGUUCCGAUCGAAGAGAUGGAUCCCUCCAUCACGGUCUCCGCACUUGGUAUCGACUCGUUGUCAGCACUGGAGAUUCGAAACUGGAUUGGCCGUGAGGCUGGUGCUAAGGUGCAGGUCCUGGAGUUGUUGUCAUGUGGGCCCUUGAUGGCUCUGGCUGAGAUUAUCAUCGCCAAGUCGACGUUUGUUGCCAACAUGUUUUAA
Messenger RNA from Penicillium salamii, 6531 nucleotides. The record is from the annotation of a GenBank genome assembly. Lineage: Eukaryota; Fungi; Ascomycota; Eurotiomycetes; Eurotiales; Aspergillaceae.